Messenger RNA from Aegilops tauschii subsp. strangulata, 2851 nucleotides. RefSeq names its product putative pentatricopeptide repeat-containing protein At5g40405. Gene Ontology annotation, molecular function: RNA binding; protein binding; zinc ion binding. NCBI's taxonomy places the organism in Eukaryota, Viridiplantae, Streptophyta, Magnoliopsida, Poales, Poaceae. Gene Ontology annotation, biological process: RNA modification. The record is from RefSeq and is a predicted model, not a curated record.
CUGGAUCGUCCUAGGCUUGUCCAAAGCAUUGGAACAGUAUGUGAUAGGCAAACAACCACCCAUCUAGUAUUAAUUUUGGACAAAUAGAGAUUAAAUGUAUACAAGAUGAUGCUCUUUAUAUCACCAACGAAGGAUGAAAGUAGGUCGGCGCAUAUAGGGCAACUCCAUUUGAGUUGUUUCUUCCGGCCCAAGUCCCAGGCGGGGCAGCAUAGAAGAUGAGGUGAUAUCGAAAUAAAAAGUCCGGUUGAAAACAGACAGAUGGGCCGGCCUGUGAGUUUGGUCGAGUGUCACAAUGAGAGACGUAUUCAGAUGGGCAGCUAAACAGAAGCACGAGCCCACUUCAUCAUCAUAAAAUAAAGAAAACACGGCCGUCUUUCUUCGUCGCGAGCAGCCGCGACGUGAGAUGACCCGGGCGCCAUGGCCGACCCCUCGCUCCGUCCGGCAGGCCACGGAGCUCCACGCUGUCCUCACCGCCUCCGGCCGCCUCCUCAACCAGCCCUCCGCCGCGCACCUCCUCAACUCCCUCGCCAGCUGCAUUUCCCCCGGCGACCCGCUCCACCUCCGCUACGCGCUCAGCCUGUUCGACCGAAUGCCCUGCUCCACCUUCCUCUUCGACACCGCGCUCCGCGCUUGCUUCCGCGCCUCCUCGGGACCUGAGCACCCGUUCCUCCUCUACCGGCGUAUGCGCCGCGGGGGCGUGCCCCCCGACGCCUUCACGUUCCACUUCCUCUUCAAGUGCUGCUCCCGCGGCCGCGCGCACGUCCUCCUGUGCCGGAUGCUGCACGCCGCGUGCUUCCGUACCAUGCUUCCCUCUGCCGUGCCGCUCAUCGCGAGCCCUCUCAUCCAUAUGUACGCUGAGCUUGGGCUCCCCGGCGAUGCCCGGCGGGCUUUCGACGAGGCCUCUGUGAAGGACGCGGUUGCCUGGACGACGGUCAUCAGUGGGCUGGCCAAGACGGGGCUGCUCGAUGAUGCGCGGCGCCUUCUGGCGCAGGCUCCGGCGAGGAACGUGGUCGCUUGGACUGGUUUGAUCUCGGCAUACUCGCGUGCUGGCCGGGCCGCUGAUGCUGUGGAUUGCUUCAACCGCAUGCUUUCUGAUGGCAUUGCACCGGAUGAGGUUACCGUGAUUGGCGUGCUCUCGGCAUGUGCUCAGCUGAAGGAUUUGGAUUUUGGAUGCUCGCUGCACAUGCUGGUUGGGGAGAGGAGGAUGUUGGUGAGUGACAGACUUGUAGUUGCGCUCAUCGACAUGUAUGCCAAGUGUGGUAACAUUGGCCGUGCAAGGGAGGUUUUUGAUGCUUUAGGUAGGGGCCGAGGACCCCAGCCAUGGAAUGCUAUGAUCGAUGGAUACUGCAAGGUAGGCCAUGUUGACAUUGCACGCUCUCUGUUUGACCAGAUGGAGGACCAUGACAUCAUCACAUUUAACUCGUUGAUCACUGGGUACAUCCAUGGUGGCCGGCUUAGAGAAGCGCUACUUCUUUUCACAAAGAUGAGGAGACAUGGUUUGCGUGCUGAUAAUUUUACCAUGGUGGGCCUUCUAACUGCUUCAGCAAGUUUAGGUGCAUUGCCACAGGGCAGGGCCUUGCACGCUUGCAUUGAGCAGAGGCUGGUGGAAAGAGAUGUUUACCUCGGUACUGCACUCUUGGACAUGUACAUGAAGUGUGGGAGGGUGGAAGAGGCGACUGUUGCUUUCAAACAGAUGAGUGUGAGAGAUGUUCACACUUGGAGCGCCAUGAUUGGAGGUCUCGCAUUCAAUGGGAUGGGUAUGGCUGCUCUGGAGCACUUCUUCUGGAUGAAGUGUGAUGGCUUUCAUGCCAAUUCAGUUACAUACAUUGCUGUUCUGACUGCAUGUAGUCAUUCAUGCCUACUGGAUGAAGGGCGUCUGUACUUCGACGAGAUGAGAUUGGUGCACAAUAUACGCCCCCAAAUUGAGCACUAUGGCUGCAUGAUAGAUUUGCUGGGCCGCAGUGGACUUCUGGAUGAAGCUAUGGAUAUUGUGCGGACCAUGCCAAUGCAGCCAAAUGCUGUGAUAUGGGGCUCCAUCUUGAGUGCUUGUAGAGUCCACAAGAAUGUUGACCUAGCUCGAAAUGCUGCAAAUCAUCUUCUGAAGCUAGAGCCAGCUGAGGAUGCUGUGUAUGUCCAGAUGUAUAACAUUUACAUUGAUUCUAGGCAAUGGGAAGAUGCAUCAAAAAUAAGGAGAUUGAUGGAAGAAAGGGGUGUGAAGAAGACUGCAGGUUACAGCUCGAUUGCUGUGGCUGGGCGGGUGCAUAAGUUUAUAGUUGGUGACCGAUCGCAUCCACGCAUAAUGGAGAUUAUUGUAAUGAUGGAGGAGAUUAGAUGCAGGUUAAAGUCAGUAGGAUAUUCACCUAUCACGUCGCAGAUAACAGUGGAUGUCGAUGAGGAAGAGAAAGAACAGGCACUUUUAGCACACAGUGAGAAAUUGGCCAUUGCAUUUGGCCUCAUCAGUCUAGCACCAAACCUGCCGGUUCAUAUCAUAAAGAAUCUCCGGGUCUGCGAGGACUGCCACUCUGCAAUCAAGUUGAUCUCAAGGCUUUGGAACCGGGAAAUCAUUGUUAGAGACCGGAGUCGGUUCCAUCACUUCAGGGGUGGAGCAUGUUCUUGCAAUGAUUUUUGGUGAUUAACGUUUUGUAAGGCGCUGGUCCUGGUGUAAAGCUUGAAGGAUGAGGAAACACUAAACAUAAUACUAUUCCAUCUUCAGAGUAGCUUUCAGGUCGUGAUUCCCAGUUGCCAAAGGUAUCCUCUGUUCUCUUCGAUGUGCCAUUUAAGUUAGAGUGAUUACACAUAUUCAUCUUCUGAGAGCACUGGCUACUUUAUCAGGAAAAGGUCAGUUGUGUCA